UUCUUGACAGAGUUUGCAUUCAUGUAAUCAUCGGCCGGGUUGUUCGUUCCUUCGUCGCACAUGCAUGCAGUUAAAUUCAAAGUGUUAUUCCAAGAUCUGGUGUGAUUUGUCUCAUUAUUCCGGGCAUUCUACUUCAAUGUAAUCCGUAAUCAUGUACCAUGUUUGCCGAUCAAGCUUGCGAGUUCCGCAUCUUUCUUCCGUUGUAAAUACAUUGCUACAGCGAACCGUCCUACCUCGAUAUCCAACAUCGGUUCUAGCGACAGUGAAAUAUGGUUCUCUCACAGUUAGAUCCAUCACUAGUGGAAAUGCACACACGUUCGAGUCUAUGUUAGCCAACAGACGAGCAGAAGCCCGUCGUAGCAUUUUAGUGCAGGUUGGUUCGGAACGAUCGUUUCCAGAGUUAGCCAAAUAUUGUUCGCAGUUUGGCACAGUAACCAGUUCCCAUCACUAUCGGGUGGCAGCCGGCAGCGACGAUGAUAGCGAUUACCACUAUAUUGUGGUAGAAUUUAGCGAAGCAGAAGCUGCGGAUGCCGCUAUUCGAUCUGCGGUUUUCAACGAAGAGAAACCCGGAGUUAGAGCCCGAUCGAUUUUCCUAUGGUUCAGGGCUGGAUCUAGACCGAAACUUGCGCCGAAGGAAGUGAAAGGCAAAGAAGAUAAGAAGCCAAAAUUAAGCAGUAUAGAGGGAUCGAGGAUUGUCGGUGAAGUUGAAUUGAAAGAGCUUCUGUUAUCUGCGGAAAGCAUUGAAGAUCAGAUAAAUAUUCUUCAUGGAGCUACCUGCCUGAAUGAUAUAGGUAAGCGAUUACGAUUCCUGGCCGUACGACAAAUGGAGUCUUCCCUACAGGGUAUGUUUCCUCAGGCGGUGGCAUAUCCUUUCGGAUCCUCCGUUAAUGGUUACGGCAAAAUGGGCUGUGAUUUAGAUGUGAUUCUGGAUCUCGAUUCCGAAGCAGGAGCCAAACAAGAUCCGGAUUCAAGAUUGGUUUUCCAUACAAAGGCAACAAAUCCGAACGAAAGGACUCAGGUUCAACGGCAAUUGGAAUCAAUAGGAGACGUUCUCCAGCUGUUCCUCCCAGGGGUGAACAGUGUUCGUAGGAUAUUGAAGGCCCGUGUCCCGAUAAUAAAGUAUCACCACGAGCAUUUAGAUUUAGAAAUAGAUCUUACCAUGAACAACAUGACCGCCGUCUACAUGUCGGAACUGCUGUACCUUUUCGGACAAAUCGAUCAACGAGUACAACCCUUGACUUUUUGUGUUCGUAAAUGGGCACAAUCAGUUGGUCUAACCAACAAUGCCCCCGGCUAUUGGAUUACCAAUUUUUCGCUCACCAUGCUAGUAAUGUUCUUUUUACAACAGCUCAAAGAACCCAUUCUUCCACCCAUCAACAAGCUAAUUCAAAAUGCGACACAAACCGACAUAAGGAUCACUGAGAAUCAAAUAAAUUGUUCCUUUCUCAGAGACCUCAAAAAGUUUAAUUUCAAAUGUACCAACACAUCCACACUAGAGGAUCUACUACUCCAGUUCUUCGAGUUUUAUUCGACAUUUGAUUUCAACCAGCGGGCGAUCAGUCUAAACAUUGGAUCAUCAAUUUUGAAACCUGACCACAGCCCAAUGUAUAUCGUGAAUCCACUCGAGACGAUUCUGAACGUGAGCAAAAACGUCAAUCUCGAAGAAACGGAACUGUUCCGCAUCCAGGUGCGCAAUGCGCUUUGGUUGCUGGAUACGCACGAGAAGAGUACCGCCAAUGAAGCCACCGGCGAAUGGGGUUUGGUCAGUCUGUUCGGGAACAAGAAGAAGGAACGCAUCACGCCGCAAAUGUUCUUCACCAAACGGUUGGUAAAUGUGAAGGAUAUCUUUGAUGAGACUGCGAGCGAAACUGUGAACUUCAAGAACAAAACUGUGCGAAAUCAGGUGUCCAGCAUUCAGAGGGAAACGCGUGAGGAAAUCAACAAACUGGCCGGAACGAGCAACAGCAGCGGGCUGAAGCUGAAGAGAAAUGCUAAGCGGAGGUGACCGUUGGGAGGGAAAAGUGGUGGUGACCCUAGUCUCCUAUGAGAACAUUGCAGCAAUCUGCUUACGUUUAGGAGUUUAAUAUAUGACUUCUCAAAAGAUAAAAAAUGGCAGAACAUUAUUUUUACUUUCACCAGUCUAGCUCUUCGUCUAAGGUUUGGUUGUUUGAGGUAGAACUGCUCGGCACAUAUUAAUCGUUUUGACUAUUUGUGGUGGCUUAGCUUAU
This is a messenger RNA of Armigeres subalbatus, 2228 nucleotides long. It is a transcript of the gene MTPAP, whose product is annotated as poly(A) RNA polymerase, mitochondrial. The transcript is spliced from 2 exons. Lineage: Eukaryota; Metazoa; Arthropoda; Insecta; Diptera; Culicidae. Gene Ontology annotation, molecular function: poly(A) RNA polymerase activity. The coding region runs from base 152 to 2005 and encodes 617 amino acids. The record is from RefSeq and is a predicted model, not a curated record.